This is a messenger RNA of Corticium candelabrum, 1445 nucleotides long. RefSeq names its product sister chromatid cohesion protein DCC1-like. Bases 58 to 1239 code for a protein of 393 amino acids. Gene Ontology annotation, cellular component: chromatin; chromosome, centromeric region; Ctf18 RFC-like complex. Gene Ontology annotation, biological process: mitotic sister chromatid cohesion; maintenance of mitotic sister chromatid cohesion. NCBI's taxonomy places the organism in Eukaryota, Metazoa, Porifera, Homoscleromorpha, Homosclerophorida, Plakinidae. The transcript is spliced from 13 exons. The record is from RefSeq and is a predicted model, not a curated record.
CGGCGGGAAACGACAGAUGACUGAAAGAGCCUCACGUGACUGAGAAUAUGACCGCUUAUGUGUCUUCCCAGAGGAGUAGAGGAAGUAGCUGCUGCGGCAAAGUCUGCUGGAUUGAAGAUGAAUCCGAAGAAAUGGCCUGUACAAGUUAUGAAAUUUAGUUCUGGUCUGAAUACCGUGGAUUACAGACUUCUAGAACUUCCGCCUCAACUAGAAGAUUCUCUACAGACAGGAGAGACGCUAGUUGUUCGUGGUCAAAUUCAGGAAGAGGCGGUACUCUGCAGUCAGACUGCAACAUAUGAAAUGAAGGUGGUUGAUGUGUCAAACACAAUGCUGAUAUGCCCCAGAUUGAGAACACCCGAGGAUUCAAGCUUCAAGGAACAGAAGAUGGAAGAUGUCAUUAGACAUCUGGAUGUUUGUGCCACCAUUGGGUCAUAUUAUGAAGUGCGACCGUGUAGACCUCGUCUCGCUAAGCUCAAACAAAUACUGCAGACAAGUGCAUAUAAAGGGCCAGAGUUGGAAGAGCUGUCUACCAGACUGUAUUCACUAGAGGAUUUGCUAGAUAGUGUGCAGGCUAGUGAGAAGGAAUUGCUUACAGCUUUGCAACAGUUUGGAGCUUUUGAACUAAAUGGCAAGUGGCGUAUUCUGGAAGUUCAGUAUGAGGAGGGGGCAUUUACAUCAAUCUUGACUCUUCUGGAUGAAAAGAUGUGGUCAUAUAAGUCGGUUCCUCUUGGUGAAUGUUGUAUGUUGUUGGAAGAGUUAUAUCCUAGGUUUGUUGUUAAGCAUUGCUUAGAACUCUAUGGUCAGAAAUGUACGUCUGAAGAUGAUGUCGAUGAUAUUUAUUGCUUCGAUGAAUUGAAAGUUUGUCAGUUUUAUGCUGAGUACUUGUUGCGACCAGCUGGCCGAUUUAAUAUUGAUGACUUUUUGGAGAGCUGGCAACAGUCUGUACCUUCUGGAAUGCAAACAUCUUUGCAGCAACUGAUGGGUCUUGCUCUGUGGGAUCUUGAUGCUCGGCCUCCAGUUAUUUGGCACUUUCCAGCAAGAGAUCUACCAGAAGAUUCUACCGAGAGAUUUGCUAGGCUGUUUAAGACGCGGACUAAAUGGACGUUAGAAGAGAUUGAGCCAUUUAUUCGAGACCUUGCUACAGAAAAGAUUUCUGCCAAUGCUGUGUUGCUUAAAUAUGCAAGAAUGUCGACUAAUGGUUUGGGAAAGAAAGUUUUUAAUUCCAAAAGGCCAUUGUAAGAAAUCACUUGUUAAGCAUCUUGAAAACAGUUAUGCACAGAAAUAUAUGACAAAAGUUAUGGUGUGUGUAUGUAACUUUAAUGUUUUAGAUACUUAUUUGAUUUUCAUUUAUGUCAAUAUUCAGAAUUCCUUUUGAUAUUGUCAAGUUGCGUAUAACGUGUAAUUGUUACCAUACAGUAACUUUUUAAUGUGUUUGUACUUUUGCG